Molecule: messenger RNA, 6142 nt
Organism: Pelobates cultripes (western spadefoot toad)
Lineage: Eukaryota; Metazoa; Chordata; Amphibia; Anura; Pelobatidae
Source: the annotation of a GenBank genome assembly
AGGUGCUUCCCACGGCUCGCCCACGGGGGGGGAGGGGAGCCAAUAGCUGGUAUAAACAUGUGCGGGAACAAUGAAUGCGGCCAGACUCGCCGUGUGCGGAGAGCGAGGAGCGAUUCACUGAGGUAAAGGAGACUCAAACGGCAUGGGGGGCUGCAAUGUGCUCACACUGUCUGAGCACUGGGGCUCGGACAUGAGAAUGAAGGAAAACACAGGGACAUACAUGCGGGAAGUCUGUUAGCUAAGGCCAUUUAUAUACUUCCAGUGAGCGCCGGCUAUGCCUUUCUUUAUACCCAGGAUGCUAUGUAUGAGAUGCAAUUUUGUGGGUUGUAAGCAUUUCAGCUGUAAUUCCAUAUGGCAGGGAUCAGCAGCGCCCUACUCCUUUUAGACGUCUUCACAUAUGUGGGAAACAAAGUUUGCUUUGUCCCCCACGUGCAUAUCAUCACCUCACUAAAGACCCCAUACUGUCACCUUCCUUUGCUGGGGGUGCCUGGGCUCCCCGUCCACCAACGCUGGUGUCUGUCUCCCUUUAAUCAUACCCCCUUUAAAUCCUGUCUUUCCUUCUGCCAGGGUUCUAAUUUGAAAUAGAAUCUCUUGUGCUGUUGCUGCCCUUCCUGUAUGGUUACUGUUGAUGUUUUAUAGGACAAUGGAUCUUGGCUCCUACAGCACUCACUAUUUCUACGAUGUGGACCUGAAGGAGGACUUUUACAGAUGCAUUGCUCCCAGUGAGGACAUCUGGAAGAAGUUUGAGCUUUUGCCUAGUUGCUCGCCGUCAGCUGGAGGAUGCUUGGGUGGAAUUGGUACAGACUUUGGAGCAGAUCUUAUGGAUUUGGGAUUGGAAUCUCCUGUGAAACUGUCUGGCCUCAGCUCUGUAGUCCUUCUAAGAGACUGUAUGUGGAGUGGAUUCUCUACUCGGGAGCGCCUGGAAAAGGUAAUAAACGAGAGACUAUCAACUGGAAAUUCAUGGACUGCUUGUGGUUCCAAACAAGUUCCAGAUAUUGAACCACUGGAGACUGGAUUUGAUGCACUGGAACAGGCCACAGCACCACAGCCUCUUGUACCUACACCAGUUCCGGAAAAAGUCCAAAAUUCUUCUGGGUCAGAAAGCACCAGUGACUCUGGUAAGAUCACUCCUACAUCAAUAGCACUUUUGUACUCCUCUAAAUGAGGACAAUGGUACAGACUUAAGUUAUAUUGCAUAGUAGAACAUACAAGCUUUAUUACUGGUAUUCAUAAAGCUCCAACAUAUUCCACAGCGUUGUACAAUAUAGAUAAAUACAAAAGGUAGAGAGGACCCUGCCUGUAAGCCAAUAUCUAGCUAUUUUAUACAAAGUGCUUAGCUAUAUAGCCCAUGAGCUUACAGUAUCAAGAAUAAAGUGAGGAUUUAAGACAAGAGGUAGCAGGGGAACUUUUGAGGUAAUGGCUAAAAAGUUGAAAGAGUUGCAGCUAUUGGUAAAAAAUAUAAAGGGAAAGAAGAGGUAAUUGAGUGAGAAUCUCAAACAGCUGGAGGAGCAUGCUAUAAAUUUAGGGGGAACUUGGGUCUAUAUACUAUAGGUCUAAUCGUAAAUUAAAACCCAAGUUUUGCGUAUAGUAUGCUUUUAUGCUGAAACGCGUACCAAUAUUUCUCCCUCUUCCUUCAUACAUACUAUAGUGUGUGUGUGGUACAGUACUCAGCUUUGUAACAUGUUUAUACCUGAACUUGGUACACACCUAGUGCUCUUAGCAGGUGUAGGUGUCUAACUUCAUUCUGGCAGGACAUCUAUUCUGUGUACUGUGAGAAAAAUGAAGUUUCAAUAUUACACCGUAACUUUACAUGUCAAUGUAUAACCAUGAAGAAACCUUAUGGGGGAAAACUCAAUGUAGUAACGGGUCAUGAUAUAAUUUGUUUUUUAAAAAAUUGAUGGAAAACCAGUAACAAACACAACUAAAACUUAAUCCCAUCAGGCCCUCCCUCAGGUUUCCUUAUUCCCAAGUAGUAUAAAAUAAUUCUAUCUUCUCUAUAGAACCUGUGCUUCUUUAUCUAGUGUAAGCACACUGUUUAUUGUUCUAAUUACACUGGGAAGCCCACAUAUUGUGCUAAUACUCCUGACUCUGUUAUGAAAGCUCUUUGGGUGGGAACAGUAAUAUUCGUGGUUAACAAAUGUAUUAUCAGUCUCUUUAAAAGGGGUCAAUUAAGGUCCUGCAGGAACUUGUUUGGUGUGAAAUAGAUGCCAAUACUAGUUUUGUGGACUGCAUUUGUCAUAGUUGUAACCAGUCUGUAGCCAUAUGGAUUUGGAUAAUGCUGCACAUUUGUCACCUUGUAUUGCUUUAUAGUGUGUAUACUUUGACUAAACAGCUGGUAAUGUUUUCCCAACUAUAAAUUUCCUACCACUGCUUCUAACUUUAAGCCUUGCUAUCUUGAACAUGGGGCUCUUGCCAUUGGAUAUGGUAUUAAGUUUAUCAAUGAAGCACUUGGACCAUGUCCUGAUAUAACCAGGGGGCUGCAGCCAAGUAUUAACAAUGGUGUGUGCAUUGUGUAUUCUUGGAAAGUGGGUUGGCACUUAAAGCGGGUCUCAGUAAGAUGAAGUGUUGCAUUAUGUAUACUAGACUCCCUCCUCCAGCACAGAAGCUGCUCAGUGUUUAAGAGCUUACAGCUGCACGCUGUUGCCACAUGGCCAGACAAAAAGCAACAGCUUGCAGUCAGGGUCAAACUGCUUCCAGCCAAUCUGAGCAAACCUGGUGUUUGAAAUGUGAGCACUGAGCCAAUUGGACUGUUUCAGGGUGGGUGACUAGGAUUUAUUAAUGGGGGAAAUGAUCCUAUUCACAUGGAGCCCUUUUCACUUUGUCCCUUUGUUUUGAAUACAGACAUCCAUCCCCCCCCCCCCCAUACCACACCCGGUUUUACACUGGCUCCUGUACAAUGCUCCUGCUGCCAGAUCUUUGUAUCCUUAACUAUUUCACUGCAGUGCCUAGUGGAGGGAUAACCCUUUUCCAAUGUCUUUGUGAUAUUGUAUAGUAAGAAUGUGUGACAAUGACAGCAGUUAAUGGCAAGAGGAUAUUUUAUGGCAGUGUUUUUAAUGAUUGCCUGGUUAUAGAACUUACAAACUAUGGGAUGUGUUCACUCACUUUAAAUUGAGGGUAAAUAAUCAGUAUUGUGUUCUAUAGAUACAAUGACUGUAAUAUAGAUUGUAAAGGCAAAAACAAUAGACCCAUAUGGUGUGCCCACUGAUUUAUUCUUGACGUCAUAUGCAUACCUAUAGGGCGCACACAUUCAUUCCUUUGCAUCAGGAAGGCUCAUUUUGCAGUCUCCCUCCAUUCCAAAAUGACAAAUGUAGUCUGUUUAAAAACCUGCACUGGCUUUAACAUGACCUUGUCACAUGUGCUUUUUUGAAUGCCUGGCCCAUUUAAAAUGUAGAGACCAAUACAAAAGCAUGUAUUGCAAAACGACAAUUAACUAUUCACUCUUACUACAAACCUUAGAUGGCACCAUAACCACUAUGCUCACUGUUACGAUGGAAGAGUCCCAUUGUACAUAGUAAACUUCUGAACUGUAACCAGUGUAUCCCUCUUUUUGAUAUAUCCAAAGAGGGAAAAUUCUAAUCUAACUUAUCAAUUUUUGUUACAACGUUGUGUUGGGAUAGAAUUCAUUUUCCGUACAGAGUUGGGACAUCUGUGGCUGUAAUCUCUUAAAGGAGCACUAUAUGGUCAGGAACACAAACAUGUAUUCCUGACCCUGUAGGGUUAAAACCACCAUCUAGCCACCCUGGUCCCCUCAUGCCUCCCUAAAUGUAGUAAAAUUCAAGUCUGCAGCUGCUUAUUUUGUUCAUGUUUCCUUUAGACCUGCCUGCUGACAUCAGCAGAAGUGGGAGCCUGUUCCAAUCACAGUGCUUUCCCAUAGGAUUGGCCAAGACUGACAAAGAGGCAGAUCAGGGGCAGAGCCAGCACAAUUCAAACACAGCCCUGGCCAAUCAGCAUCUCCUCAUAAAGAUGAAUUGAAUCUCUGAGGAAAGUUCAGUGUCUGCAUUCAGAGGGAGGAGACACUAUUUUGAUGCAUUUUAGGCAGCCGUGACCCAGGAAGGAUCUUUAACAGACAUGUGAAGUUAUCACUAGGCUGUAAUGUAAACACUGCAUUUUCUCUGAAACAAAAAGUGUUUACAGCAAAAGGCAUGAAGGUAAUGAUUCUACUCACCAGAACAAAUUCAAUAAGCUGUAGUUGUUCUGGUGACUAUAGUGUCCCUUUAAGUGUCCGGGAUGAAACAUGUGACUCCUAGCACUCUGUAGUGGUUAUGUUGCAUUGUGACAAAGAUGCUGGUAGAACAUACUUGUCAGACAAUCAAAUUCACUGCAGUCCUGAAUGUAGAGGACAAGCAGCAGCUUUCAUUAAUGUGCUUUACCAAAAUUUACUUUGCAUUAUUUAGUAAAUGCAAUGCUUGAGGCAGUACUCUACAUACAGUGUUGCAUCACUUAUGUGUUGACCACAUCCAGAAUGCAAGAGAUGUAUGGAACCAUUCAAAUGCCUACUGUAUUCCCAGUUAUGCAUAAAUAAAGUAAUAUGCUAUUGCAACAUGCAAAUAAGCAUAUCCUGAAACUGCACAAAUGCUAAAUAUAAUAACACUGCCUCUUACUCCAGUGAGACUGCAAAAAUGUCCACUUGGUUUCCUGCUAGCUUGUCCCUUCCUGUUAGGUGGGUGUGGGAACUAUGGUACCAAAUGGUUUUAUUUUAAACAUGUAGUAAAGUGCAUCUUGCAUCACAUUGAUGCAUUUCAGCAUCUCCUAUAAAGAUUAAAAAUAUACUCAACGAUUUCUAAUUUUUUUUAUAGAUGACGAUGAGAUUGAUGUAGUAACUGUGGAGAAGAGGAAAUCCUAUGGUGGAAGGCAGCCAGUGACUAUCACCGUGCGAGCAGAUCCACUGGACACUACAACAAAACUUUUCCAUAUUUCCAUCCAUCAGCAGCAGCACAACUAUGCUGCCCGUCCUCCUGAGCAAAGUCCAGUGUCUCCUCCACACAGCCCUACUAAAGAAGAGCCUGGUGAGGUGAGCUGCUUCUCUGUUCAGCCCUGCAGUCCACCUACACCCAGCUCUCCUGCUUCUGGAAGUUCUGAUAGUGAGGAUAUCGCAAAACGAAAGAAUCACAACUAUAUGGAGCGCAAAAGGCGGAAUGAUCUACGUUCUCGUUUUGCAGAACUGAGAGAAAAGGUGCCAGGUCUGUCUCACUCAUCCAAAAGCUCCAAAGUAGUGGUUCUUGGCAAGGCUACUGAAUAUCUGAAAGGUCUGAUCACAGAGGAGCAAAGACUUGUGAAUGAAAAGGCAAGACUCCGAGCUCGACACAAAACGCUCAUGUGUAGGCUGGCAAAACUGAAAGGACGCUAAAGGACAUUGGGCAGACUUACUGCCUUGCACAUUUGCACACUUUUUUUUUGGGUAUGGGGAAGGAAAAAUAUGUAUUGUAUGCACAUGUGAGACUACUUUAAAGACUGUUUAUCUUGUAGAGCACACAGGAAAUGGGGCUGUGUGUUCUACUUCAGGUGAUUUAUGAAUUCAUGGUUCCACAGAUUGCUUCUCCACAUCCAUAGCAUAGUCUGGAUCUUUGGUAUUUAGUACUUUAAUAUUGACUCGCACAGUAUGGUUGUAGAAUGCUUAGCUGGAUUUAGUUAGCUGACUUCCUACUGCCCAGACAAAAUAACCACUAGAUAGCCCUGGUGCAGAAAUGAAGUUUUGAAAUAUUUAAGUUAAUUAUUGUAACUAGUAUAGUCAAAUGACUGUUCUAUAGAUGUCUACCUGUUAAACUACCUUUCCUUAGAUCCUACUGGAAAAGGAUUACGGAAUUGCACAUAGUUAACAUUUAACCUGGAAUGAAUGCAAUAAUUGAUUAUUUCCCACCUAGACUUCAACUGAGUGUCAACACAAACUUAAUGUUUCAUGCCUGCCUUGUAUCAAGGAGAUAAGGUUUUAAAAUAUACCUGGUCUAGAAUACUGAUUUGUGAGAAGGUCUUUGUGUGAACAGCUCAAUCUAUACCUCACUCUUGUCACUUUACACUUUAUAUAUUUUUUUUUUUUCCUUGUUUCUGAUCCUGCUGCUGACUGCUGGAAUUUUGUACCAAACAAAGUUUAUACUGUAUUUUUGUAUCCUCUUGGUAAAUUGAAACUGAUUAAAGUGUGUGGUUG